Molecule: messenger RNA, 1489 nt
Organism: Chironomus riparius
Lineage: Eukaryota; Metazoa; Arthropoda; Insecta; Diptera; Chironomidae
Source: the annotation of a GenBank genome assembly
GUGAAAUCGAAAAAAAAAGCGAAAAUUUUUUCACAAAAAUAAUUUUAAUUAAUUUAACUAGUUUCCAGUGUAUUUAAAGUGAUAAAAAUACAACAUUAACAUCCAUUAGCUAUGGAUCCAACAAGUCCAACUGGUAUUAAGUGCAAAUAUUCAACAUAUGAGUGUAAUUCGACAGCAGAAAAAAAUUUCGGAUUUUGUUUGAAGCACAUUCUUAAAGAUCAGUCAACAAAAGCAUCAAAAGAGUACACAAACUGCAGUUUUAUAUCAUCCAAUGGUAAUUCAUGUACAAAUGCACGACAAAUAGAUACAACAACACCUUACUGCUAUGAACAUUCGAGGAUGAAUCAAAUUAAUAAAAUGAAAGCAUCAAUUGGACGGAAAAAGCAGCUAGACUCGUCGGAAAUCAUUGUAAGCAAUUUAAGUCAUUACCUACAAAAUGAGAAAUCAAAGCCACAGUCAACAACAAAGAUUGGCGAGGAUGAUGAAAUAGCUGAAGAGAUUUCUGUAACAUCAAAUGUUGAUCCAUUCUUUGAAAUAAAUGCAAAUGAGAUAAAUGGACGUGGAAGGAAGAUAUUAGAUUAUGCAUCCGACGAUAGUCCUGAAGAGGACUCUGAAUUCUCAGAUACACCAUUAACAACAUUAGCAAAUACGUGGUUUAAUGAAAUUGAUAAUUCUGACGACGAAAGUGUCGAUUCCGAAGGUGAUACGGACUUAUUAAAGCACGCAGGAAUCUUACAGAUUGAGGAAAUUGUAAAGAUAUCAAAGGAGAAAAUGCAGCGAUUACAGUCACUAUAUAUUGAUCAAUUUCAAAGGCUACAGAGAGUUAUGAAGGACAAGAGAAAGAAUUAUUUACAGGCAUUAAAGAAAGAAAAGGAAGUUCAUUCCAAUAUCUACGAUCAGUACAAAGAUUCACCAAGAGAACGAAAGCUUUAUGCCAAAUUUAAAGCAAUGAAUCAUUAUCAUCAGCGUAAACACGGUGUUGAGGCUAUUUUGUAUCGCAAAUAUCUCGAAAAGCGUCAACAAGCUGAGCAAUCACAAGCCAAUGUUCCUUUAAAUCAACAGAAAAACGUUCCAAAAUGUUCAUUUACUGACGGCGUCAAGUGCUUAGAACGGCCUUUAGUGCACAAUAAAUAUUGUCGAAAGCACAUAAUGGAAGAUAAGAAGCAAAUACUAUUCAAGUCAUGUGGAAUCGAUAAAUCAAGCAUUGUUUGUCAAGAGCCUGUAGUUAAUAUCUUUGAAGAUUCUGCAUGCGUUCUACAUACAAGCUUAUAUCAACUUCCAAGAAUCUACGUGAAAAAGAAGUAUGAAUCUGAGACAGAGGAAGAAGAUCCAUCAAUAAAAGAGAUUAAGACGGAUAUUAGUGAAGAUAUUAAGCCAAAGAUUGAGGAUAUUGGUACUAAUGAAGUCGAGAGUGUUCCUGAAGACGAGGAUAUUAAAAUCAAUUAAUGUUAAUUAUUUCAAGAAUAAAAGAAAUUUUUCAAAGUUUAUU